ACGGAAGUGAGCUUUAGCCUCUGGCGGGACGAGCCGAGACGUGAUUUUUAAAAGGUUUUAAAUGGUCCUGCAUGUUUUUUUUAAUUCCCUCUCGGAUUGAGAGCUUUAACAGAAACUUCCAGAAGUGACGGUUCAAGCGGCCAUGCCGGUCACGCAGACCCGAGGUGAGGCGGGAGCUGGGGUCGUAGCGCACCUCCAGUGCCCCCACUGUGGCAGUUUCUCAAAAAGCCACUCCCACAUGCUGUCGCACCUGGCCGCCUCCCACCCCGCCCACCUGGACGCCACGGCGAUGGGUCGCCUUGGCAAAAUCCUGAUGUACCAGAGCGGCGUGCGGCUCUUCCACUGCGCCAUCUGCUUCUUCAACUGCCGCGACUUCACCAAGCUGUACAAGCACAUCAUCACCAAACACUGCACAGACCGGGGCGAGGAGGAGGGAGGAAAAGGUGGGGGCGAUGGGGGCGAGGAAGAGGAGGGCGCUAAAGAGGGUCUGAAAAGACAGAAAAGCGAGGAAGGAGGGAGUGAAAAGGGUGAGGAAGAGGAGGGAAAUAAAGAUGCUCUCAGCAUAAAGAGAAGCAGUGAGGGAGAGGAAGGUGGGAGCGAGAAGGGAGAGGAAGAGGAGGGCAAAAAAGACACGCUUAAAAGAAAGAGAAGCGAUGAAGGAGAGGAGGAAGAGGAGGUAACUGAAGACGCUCUCAAAAAGCAGAGAAGUAAUGAAGGUGGGAGUGAAAAGGGUGAGGAAGAGGAGGGCAAAACAGACGAACUUAAAAGACAGAAAAGCAGCGGAGGGGAGGAUGAGGAAGGUGAGGCGCCGGCGCCAGCGACCAUUAAGCAAGAAGACGAAGGGGAGAAGAGCGAGCUGACGGAGGUCAGCGGCUUCCGCUGCCUGAUCUGCAGCUGGAGUCACAGGCAGAAGUCCGUCGCCAUCAGUCACAUGGUGCGCAAGCACAACAUCCCUAAAGCCUACGCCAACCAGGGCAUCAAGCGGGACGCGGCUGCAGACGGCCAAGUGCAGGGGGGCGGGGCCGAGGACGACGAGGGAGCCGGGCUGAGCGAGGAGAUGCUGAAGGAGGAGAUAAAGGCCACGUCGAAGGUGAUCCGCUUCACGUCCAGUCGCUUCGUGUGCCUCGUCUGCGGCUGGAAGACCAAACUCAAAGGCUUUGCCAUCAGCCACGUGCUGCGCUCCCACGAGGUGGAGCGCCCGUACGCCUGCAAGGAGUGUGGGCGGAGCUUCUUCCUGCCCAGCCGCCUGCAGAAGCACGUUCGGCAGGCGCACCGGCCGGGCCGCUACGCCUGCCCCUUCUGCUGGUUCCGCUCCGAGUUCCUGGGCGGCUUCAAGAGGCACUGCAGCCGCUGCAACGCCCGGGGGGAGGGCGAGGAGGAGGGCGGCGGGGAGGUCAGGGGGGCGGGGGGCGAAGAGGAGGACAACCAGGAGGAGGAGGAGGAGGAGAAGAAGGAGACCCGAGCCGCCAGGAGGCGGUCGAGCUCCGGGAAGGAGGUGGAGGAGCAGGGGGAGGAGGACGACGAGGAAUACUAACUUGUAGGUUUUUAACGCAAUCAUGUCUCUAGAUUUUAAAUCUUUUUAGCUUCACUUUUUUAUUGGAGUCGUUUUAGAAGAACCAUAUAUAUAAAAUAUCAGCUUAGUGGUGACUUAGACUUAGAGUCACAUGACUCUUUAAUCAAGAUAGUCUAUUAGAAGAGUCGUCUCACUGCAGAAACCCAAAAAAUUCCAUCAAACUGACACAUUGAGCCUGUUUUUAACAAAUAACUCCUCAAUUUCUGUGCAUAUAUAAAGUCCUUCAACAAAAUUCUUUCAAAAAAACCAAACCAAAAAUCUGUUAAUGAGCUGGCAAUUCAGUGGCGUGUCCAGCAGGGGGCGGAAUACAUCCCAGAAUCUGAAGAAAAAAAAACAUUUCACUAUUAAAGCUUCCUUUUCGGUGAACAUUGCACGCGUCCUUUGAAACCUGUAGACUCCUGCGAUCUCAUCUUAGCCAUUUUUUUAACUUUUAACGUAAAGAUGUUUGUGUAAAUAAAUCCAAAAAUGACACUAAA
This is a messenger RNA of Oryzias melastigma (Indian medaka), 2049 nucleotides long. RefSeq names its product cilia- and flagella-associated protein 251. The transcript has 3 exons. The record is from RefSeq and is a predicted model, not a curated record. Gene Ontology annotation, biological process: attachment of mitotic spindle microtubules to kinetochore. NCBI's taxonomy places the organism in Eukaryota, Metazoa, Chordata, Actinopteri, Beloniformes, Adrianichthyidae. The coding region runs from base 143 to 1534 and encodes 463 amino acids.